AUGUGGCCUCCUUUUAUCCGGUUGGGUUCUUGCUGUAAUUUGGUAAAAAGUACCAGGAAUCUCCGUUGGAAAUCUGUUAGAUUGCUUGCCUAUACAACAUGCUCCGACUAUUCAGGCUCAUCUUCGGAUACCAAUGUGUUAUGUCAUCCGUAUGAAAAACUCGGUAAGUUUAAGGUAGCUGCAACCCUAGACCAAUCGAAGAGAGAACGGAACAGUGCGUUGUUAUUUGCCCGUCAAUUGAAAGUGUUUGGUUUUAAACAUGAUGUUGAAAGUUACAUGGCAAUCAUUCGAUUACUGUGUCAUUCGGGUAUGGGUGUAAGGUUAAAUCAUUUGUUUAUGUAUGUCAUUGAUCAGAACAUAAACAGGGAACGUGUUGCUUUUGAAAUCUCCGAUCUUUUAGAAGCGUUGAUAGAGGAAAAAUUAAUAAAAGCUGUGGAUGUGUUGGUUAAGGUGUAUGCAAGUGUUGGAAGGUUUGAGGAGGCGAUGCACACCUUGUCAGAGAUGAGAAGUAGGGGUGGACUUAUGGUGUCAACAUCAACAUGUAAUUUUGUAUUAAAAGAGUUGAUCGAGUGGGAGAAAGAGCAUAUGGUAGAGUCGGUUUACAGAGAACUGAAGAGGAUUGGGUUGAUUCCGAAUGUGUAUACAUAUGAGAUUCUGAUUAAAGGACGUUUAAGUAUGGGUCGUCUGGAAAAAGCUUGGAAUGUAUUUGCACAAAUGAGAGAGGCUGGAGUCAAACCUAAUGCUUUCAUUAUCGCCUUUCAGACGCUAAAGGCUUUCAGGGACUUGAAUGAGCCAGUUGAUGUUUUUGCAUAUACUUGUGUCAUUCGUGGUUUUGUAAGAGAGGGGAAGAUACAAGAUGCAGAAGAUGUGCUACUUAAUGACAUGAAGAUUAGAGAAGUUGUCCCUGAUGCAGAUUGUUAUGGCGCAUUAAUUCUAGAGUAUUUAAAGAAAGGGGACACUGCUAAGACAUUUGAUCUCUGUGAUGAAAUGAAAUCAAGACUAGGUAUCAAAGCCGAUUAUGUGCUUAUGAGGUGCAUGAUACAAUACUUGUGUGGUGUGGGAAGCCUUGAUGAAGCUCUAUCUUUUUUUAAGGAAUUCAUGCAAAAAUCAUCAAAGGUUUUCAUUGAUGGAGUCACGUUUGAUCUUGCGAUUGAUGCUGCAUGUAAACUAGGAAGAAUGGAAGAUGCGAUGGAGUUGGUAGAAGAAGGGAUGAAAGGUAGGAAAAUGAAGCUUUGGAAAAUGCAUUAUAUGACUUUGAUUGAUGGGUAUUGUCUACGAGGGGAACCUUGGAAUGCAUUAUACAUGUUUCAGGAAAUGAUGCGUAACGGGUUUAGACCAGAUUCCACCACUUGUCAUGUGCUUGCUCGUGGCUUCCAAGGAUGCGGCGUUUCCCUUCCUCUCUACAUGUUAUUCAAGCAUACAUGUUAA
This is a messenger RNA of Lactuca sativa (garden lettuce), 1428 nucleotides long. Its product is annotated as pentatricopeptide repeat-containing protein At2g26790, mitochondrial. Lineage: Eukaryota; Viridiplantae; Streptophyta; Magnoliopsida; Asterales; Asteraceae. The record is from RefSeq and is a predicted model, not a curated record. Gene Ontology annotation, molecular function: protein binding.